AUGCUCGGUGCUUCCUCCGACUGGCGGCGUGUAGUGGACAGUGCCGGCGGCAAGGAUGUCCAACUGCAAGCUGUUGAUGGGAGCUACCACCUUGCGGCCAACUACGGAGACGACCGGGCCCAUAUAGAAGUGGCACUUGCGGAGGUCUGCGCGUUCUAUGCAAAAGGCUCUCAAAAAGGAUCAUAUCCUGCUAUCAAGAUCCUGGUGUUCACGAUGACUCAAAGAAGGCUACCGGCAUGGAAUCCGACGCUGAAGAAUCAUUUGCAGUUCCCGACCAUCGCCGACAUCAUUGGCGCCAGCGUUAUUCGCUCACGUCGCCCAACUUUUCUGGAGACCGUCAAGCCUCCCACGAUCAGCACCACACCCGCCAUCAACAUUGACAUCGAAAUCACCGCUAUUGACACGACCAUCACAUCCACUGACCUCGACGUCUCUGCCAUCGACACGACCGCCCACCCCAUCGACUUCGACUUCUCCAGCAAUACCUGA
Molecule: messenger RNA, 489 nt
Organism: Cyphellophora attinorum
Lineage: Eukaryota; Fungi; Ascomycota; Eurotiomycetes; Chaetothyriales; Cyphellophoraceae
Exons: 3
Coding region: 1-489 (162 amino acids)
Source: RefSeq, a predicted model, not a curated record